GCGGUGACAGCUGCCGCGGGCAGCCUCCGCCUCUUCGCCGCGGGCUCUGGGCCGAGCAGCAGCAGCAGCGGCAGCAGCAGGUAUCGAGCAGCUCGUCGAUCAAUUACGACAUACCUGCAGUCAACAAUGUUUUCCAAGCUAAUCCGCUCCCAGAGCCUUGCUGCUCUCUGCAGAGGUGUUCAUACUUCACUGAACUCUGCUACCUCAGUUGCUACAAAGAAAACUAUUCAAGGACCUCCAUCUUCUGAUUACAUCUUCGAGCGUGAGGCGAAAUACGGUGCCCACAAUUAUCACCCACUGCCUGUCGCUCUGGAGAGGGGAAAAGGUGUUUAUGUGUGGGAUGUCGAAGGCAGAAAGUAUUUUGACUUUCUAAGUGCUUACAGUGCUGUCAAUCAAGGCCACUGUCACCCAAAGAUUGUGAACGCUCUGAAAGCUCAAUCUGAAAAACUGACCCUGACAUCUAGAGCAUUCUAUAACGAUGUGCUUGGUGAAUAUGAGGAGUUUGUCACCAAAAUGUUCAACUAUAACAAAGUUCUUCCAAUGAACACAGGAGUGGAAGCUGGAGAAACUGCCUGUAAGUUGGCUCGCAAGUGGGCAUACACUGUGAAAGGAAUUCCAAAAUACAAAGCAAAGAUUAUUUUUGCAGCUGGCAACUUCUGGGGCAGAACAAUGUCUGCUAUCUCAAGCUCUACAGACCCCUCCAGUUAUGAUGGAUUUGGACCCUUUAUGCCAGGUUUUGAAUUGAUCCCUUACAAUGACCUCCCAGCUCUCGAGCGGGCUCUUCAGGAUCCCAACGUGGCAGCUUUCAUGGUGGAACCAAUUCAAGGGGAAGCAGGUGUGAUCGUUCCUGACAAAGGUUACCUGACGGGAGUACGGGACCUCUGCACAAAGCACAACGUUCUGUUCAUUGCUGAUGAAAUACAGACUGGAUUAGCCAGAACAGGGAAAAUGCUAGCUGUUGACCACGAGAAUGUGAGACCUGAUAUAAUUCUUCUUGGAAAGGCACUUUCUGGUGGCUUAUAUCCUGUCUCAGCAGUGUUAUGUGAUGAUGAAGUUAUGCUGACUAUUAAGCCUGGUGAACAUGGAUCUACGUAUGGAGGAAAUCCCCUGGCCUGUCGUGUUGCACUGGCAGCACUGGAGGUAAUUGAAGAGGAAGGCCUGGUUAAAAAUGCAGAAAUAAUGGGUAACAUACUAAGAAAUGAGCUCAUGAAGACACCGUCUGACAUUGUAACCUGUGUCAGAGGAAGAGGACUCUUAAAUGCAAUUGUGAUUCGAGAAACCAAAGACUACGACGCCUGGAAGGUGUGCCUGCGGCUGCGCGAUAACGGGCUCCUCGCCAAACCCACCCAUGGCGACAUCAUCCGGCUGGCCCCGCCGCUGGUCAUUAAGGAGGACGAAAUCAGAGAGUGCAUUGAAAUCAUCCAUAAGACCAUCCUGUCCUUCUGAACACGUGGCUUUCGAAGUGUGCUUGUUGGCUGACCCGAGGCGAUCAGUUGAAAUGUGCGGGAGGACUGCUCGUCAAGCAGACGCCUUUGGUUCAUCUCAUCUAAAGAGGACUUGGCUUUUUAAAAUGAACAAUAAAAAGGGUGGGGGGAAAAAUAUCCAUGUCUUUAAAUAAAAAUGGCCCUGAAGAACACAAGUAACUAUUUCAAAGAGCUUCCAAUCUUGGACUACUUGGAAAUGAAAUUGCAAGGUUCUGUUUAUCUAGUUGGUGCUUACUGAACUGCUCAAUCAGAAUAUAUGAGGGGAGAUGCUCAUAGAAAUCUGUUUAAUUCUUGAAAAUCUUGGCUAAAGUUCAACAUAUAAAUUGAUAUAUAUUUGAAUAAGGGUGGUCUUGAGCUCUCAUAGAACUGACCAGUCUGAUGUAGUCUCUCUCUCUCACAUCUGGCAUUUUUCUCUCCUGGUGUAAUGUCUGAUGUGUGGAAGCGCUUGAAGUUAUGGCUGAAUUUCUGUUUCUCAUUUGUAGCUUAAAAAAAAUAAUUCUGUAGGUUUGACAGACCAGUUGUUACACUGGUGUACAAUCAUCAGGCUGUAUUCUGUGUGUAAAGUAUUUUGAUUGUAUAACAAGAGUUGCUAUUUUCUAGGCUGGUCUCAGUGUUUGGCUUUGCAGCCUUGUAAAAUAGAUCUGAGUAUACAGAUCUGUUUUCACUGUUAUAAAACUUUCUAUAAUCUGAAUGUUUAUAUUACAACAUGCCUUGCAUUAAAAAGAAUGUGCAAUUUAAAUCUGCAAAGCAUUAAAAACAGCAAGCCUCACA
Messenger RNA from Lagopus leucura (white-tailed ptarmigan), 2255 nucleotides. It is a transcript of the gene OAT, whose product is annotated as ornithine aminotransferase. NCBI's taxonomy places the organism in Eukaryota, Metazoa, Chordata, Aves, Galliformes, Phasianidae. The coding region runs from base 127 to 1446 and encodes 439 amino acids. The transcript is spliced from 10 exons. Gene Ontology annotation, cellular component: cytoplasm. The record is from RefSeq and is a predicted model, not a curated record. Gene Ontology annotation, molecular function: pyridoxal phosphate binding; L-ornithine transaminase activity; identical protein binding.